UUUGCCGCGGCUUGAUUUUGUUACCAGUUCAGCGAUGCAUUGCGCGUACACCUUGUGCUGUUCUGACAAAUGCAUCAAUGAAUGAGGUUUUCGCGAAAUUGUCACAAUGCAGAAAUGAUACGCUGAUUUGUGGAUCAUAAUUCAUAAUUGUGACAGAUCUGAAAAUCUGAUCUCUGCGAUAACAAUGGCUAACAACAAGUCUGUGUAUUGCAACGGAAGACGGUCUGCGCCGUCCGAUGCUGAUCAGGACAUGGAACUUGACAGCAGACCAACAAAGAAUGAUCUGAUCUGUGAUGGUGAUGGGCCAUCCAUGGAAGUGAUGGUCGAUGAAGACCAGACUGCUGUUGUGCGUACAAAUGGUGUUGCUGCAGAGAGAAACGCCAUGGACACGGAAGAUGCAGUGCCAGAUGGCAUUGCUGAUCCCUUUGCCUUUGUGGAGGCAGCCAUGACCAACAGCGAUUUCGUGGAUUUGGCUGCUGUGGCCGCCGCUCAAGAAGAGCCCACGGAAGUCGUGACGGACGAGCUCCUGCUGUCGAAGAACCAGCUAACACCGGAGGAGUACGAUGCGUAUGCUGCUCCGAAUCUGAAAGGCGCCUAUUUCCGUGCAACAGGCGUGGUACGGCAGCAACUGGAGUCGUACAGUAAAUUCAUCGAAAACGGCAUCCAGAAGGUGAUCGAUGACACCAAACCCAUUGAAAUUGUCCAGGAGGUUACUCACAAGAAGGGCGUCGCGGAACAACCGGCUGUGUAUACGUACACAUUCAAGCAAGUUUUCAUUCACCCUCGCCCGGUUUUCUGGGACAUCAACAAUGACAAAAGAAUGAUGACACCCAGCGAAUGCAGACUAAGAAAUAUGACCUAUGCCAGCCCACUCUACGUUGACAUCGAGGAGACUAUAUACGAUCCCUCAAGCAAGCCCGAGAGAACUCGGAUAAAACACGAGAAAUGUUUUCUCGGCAAGGUUCCCAUGAUGGUGGGCUCGGGAUACUGUAUGCUAGCCGGACUUUUAGAUAAAGAAAUGGCGAUCAUGGGCGAGUGCGCGAUGGAUCCCGGUGGAUAUUUCAUAAUUGAUGGCUCUGAAAAAGUUAUUAUUGCCCAGGAGAGACUGGCGUCGAAUGAAAUCCGCGUUUGCAGAUCUCGGGAAGCGAAGUAUAACUGGAUCGCCGAAAUUAGAUCCAUAGCAAAAAACUCGACCAAAGCGCCGAAUAUAUUGCAGCUGAAAAUGCAUAAGCGAAAUAAGGAGAUUUUGGGCAUGACAACAUUGGGACACCCUAUCGUAGCCGUCCUGCCGUUUGUCAGGCAACCAAUUCCCGUGGUGAUCCUGUUUCGCGCGUUAGGCUGUGAAUCCGUGAAAGACAUCCUGGAGCACAUUGUGUGUGAAAACUUAGAAGACUUGGUUAGACUUUCCGAGAAAAGAAAUGUGAAGAUUUCCGAGAAAACCAAAUUGGUGAUGGACUGGAUGGAGGCAUCCAUAACGGACAGUCUAGCGAUCGAAACUCAGGAUCUGGCACUGAAUUUUAUCGGUAACCGUGCCACCCAGCCAGGUGUGCAUCGAGAGGAACGGAUGAGAUUUGCUGAGGAUCUCUUGAACACUUAUUUUCUGCCGCACAUGGGAACCAGAGCUGAAAAUGCCAAGGUCAAGGCUUAUUUUCUCGGCCACAUGAUCAUGCGUCUGCUGGACACAGCUUUGAGUACUCGCGAUGUGGACGACCGGGAUCAUUAUGCCAAUAAACGUUUGGAUUUAGCUGGUCCCUUGAUGACUGCUCAGUUUCGGCAGUGUUUUCUGAAAAUGUGUGCUGAACUUCGAAAGAAAAUGCAGCCAUACGUGAACAAACGGAAGAAAGUCGCCAUCCCCGUUCUCAUCAAAAGCUCUGUAAUUACGGAUGGAAUGCGGUAUUUUCUCUCAACCGGAAACGGUCUUGCGAACAUGACAGGACGUGUUGGAGUGGCGCAAGUGCUAAAUCGGCUGACGUAUUGUGCUACGCUAUCGCAUUUACGACGGGUGAACACACCGAUGACCCACGAAACCCGUCUAGCCGCACCGCGCUUAUUGCACAACACGCAAUGGGGUAUUGUGUGUCCAUCGGAGACGCCGGAAGGACAAGCGUGUGGAUUGGUGAAGAACUUGGCGUUGAUGGCCUUUAUAACUCCUGGUUCCUCCGAUGCAGAUUCCCAGAUUGCAGAGUUAUUGGAACAGUGGCCCUUUGAUCCAUUAUUCAGCAUCAGUCCUUCAGAAAUUUUGUCUGGGACCAAGGUGUUUUUGAAUGGAACCUGGCUGGGGAUUCAUCGUAAUCCCACUGCGUUCGUAACUCAUGUCAGAUCACUCCGGCGUAGAGGAGUCAUUCACAAAGAAGUGUCAAUUCUGCAAGAUUUCGCAAAUCGCGAAAUUUGCAUCUAUACGGACGCCGGCCGAGCGGCUCGGCCUUUGUUGGUUGUUGACGAGGAAAAACAAGCGCUGAGAUUUACGAAGACCGAGUUGAUGCUUUUGACGAACAAGGAUCUGUACAUGAACGAACCGUUUGGGUGGAAUGAAUUACUUUCGGAGGGGUUUGUGGAAUACAUUGACGUUCACGAGGAGGAGUACAUCAUGUGUGCCAUGCAUCCACGGGAUUUCUCUCGCAACCGGGGAUACUGUCAUACGUACACCCACUGUGAAAUCCAUCCUUCCAUGAUCCUGGGUGUCUGUGCCUCGAUCAUCCCUUACCCAGAUCACAAUCAGUCACCGCGUAAUACCUACCAGUCGGCCAUGUCCAAGCAGGCUCUGGGUGUCUACGCAACCAAUUUCAACACCCGCAUGGACAGUGAAGCGCAAAUAUUGCAUUAUCCCCAGCGACCGCUCGUUGAAACAGCUUCCAUGUCACAUUUACGUUUCCGCGACAUGCCAGCCGGGAUCAACUGUAUUGUCGCCAUUGCCAGCUACACGGGCUACAACCAGGAAGAUUCCGUGAUUUUGAAUGCCGCCGCGGUCCAACGGGGGAUGUUUCGGCACACCCUGUACACGUCGUAUCAGGCCAAGGAGGGCAUGUCGACGUACCGGAAGAACAUGGAAGAAAUUGAAGUGCCUGAUCCGGAUGAAUGCGACGGAAUGCGGCCGGUUAUGUACGAAAAACUGGACGAUGAUGGCAUUAUCGAGCCGGGAGUGCGGGUGUCGGCAAGUGAUGCGAUUAUUGGAAAAACCACAACCACCGGAUCGCGAGCUAGGCCUUUGUCGGAUGAAGAGGUAAAUCCGGAAAUGUCAACAGAGAAGCCCAAGAAGGACACCAGCGUCCUGCUUCGCUCAUCGGAAACGGGUAUUGUUGACCAGGUGAUGGUGAGCAUGAAUGUGGAAGGGAACAAAUUCUGCAAAGUACGGGUCCGCUCUGUGAGGACGCCGGUAAUGGGAGACAAAUUCGCCAGCCGCCACGGACAAAAGGGAACUGUUGGUAUCAUAUAUCCAACCGAGGAUAUGCCUUUCACGUCGGAAGGUGUAACACCGGACAUUAUCAUCAAUCCGCACGCUAUUCCGUCCCGUAUGACCAUUGGUCAUCUUCUGGAAUGUCUCCAGGGCAAAGCUUCCGCAGUUCAAGGGAUCUACGGUGUCGGUACCCCAUUCGAGUCUCCCGAAGUGAAAGAAAUAGCUGCAAUCCUGAAAGACAAGCAAUAUAAUCAGUAUGGCAAUGAAGUGAUGUAUAAUGGAUUUUCCGGCAUGAAACUCACCUCACAAGUGUAUAUUGGACCAACGUUUUAUCAGCGCUUGAAGCAUUUGGUGGAAAAUAAGAUGUACGCCCGUGCACGUGGAGCCGUGACCGUGCUGUGUAGACAACCACAGGAAGGAAGGGCGAGAGGCGGUGGGUUACGUUUUGGUGAAAUGGAACGGGAUUGUUUGAUAAGCCAUGGCGCGGCUCUGAAUCUGCGGGAACGAUUGUUCGAAGUGUCGGAUCCGUAUCGUGUGCAUGUGUGUGAUAAGUGUGGAUUGAUUGCUGUGGCUAAUCUGACCAACAGAACCUUCGAAUGCCGACGCUGCGUUCGAAAGGUUGAUGUUUCGCAGAUCACGAUUCCGUAUGCCUGCAAACUGCUCUUCCAGGAACUGAUGUGUAUGGGAAUCUCACCGCGCAUUCUGUUUUAGCUAGUGUCGACUGUGAGCUCUUGUUGUUUUAUGGAGAGUCCGGCGCGAAAGGCCUUGUUCGCGCUAUGUUGAUGUUUUAUGAGGUUUUUGUACAGGGUUUUUAACUGUUGUGAUGGGUGUAAAUUCCAUUGUCUUUAGACUGCUUUAUUGAUCAGGAAUUCCUAUUCACCGGGCUGAUUUGAUUGAAUGGAACCGGGUCUUCAAUUUUGAGAAAGUUGACUAUGAAAAGUUUAAUACAGGAACCAGUUACUGUAAAACAAAGCUGCUGCGCAGUUACGAAUUUGCGGUCGCGCAACUUGUUCGAAAUCACG
This is a messenger RNA of Paramacrobiotus metropolitanus, 4416 nucleotides long. RefSeq names its product DNA-directed RNA polymerase II subunit RPB2-like. Gene Ontology annotation, molecular function: DNA binding; ribonucleoside binding; DNA-directed RNA polymerase activity. The record is from RefSeq and is a predicted model, not a curated record. Gene Ontology annotation, cellular component: RNA polymerase II, core complex. Gene Ontology annotation, biological process: DNA-templated transcription. NCBI's taxonomy places the organism in Eukaryota, Metazoa, Tardigrada, Eutardigrada, Parachela, Macrobiotidae. The coding region runs from base 185 to 4105 and encodes 1306 amino acids. The transcript has 15 exons.